This is a messenger RNA of Apus apus (common swift), 1585 nucleotides long. RefSeq names its product E3 ubiquitin-protein ligase TRIM7-like. NCBI's taxonomy places the organism in Eukaryota, Metazoa, Chordata, Aves, Apodiformes, Apodidae. The transcript has 7 exons. The record is from RefSeq and is a predicted model, not a curated record. Gene Ontology annotation, molecular function: zinc ion binding; protein binding. The coding region runs from base 12 to 1421 and encodes 469 amino acids.
GGUCCCGCAGGAUGGCGCGGGCCGUGCUGGCCCUGGGGGACAGUUUGCAGGCCGAGACCACCUGCCCGGUCUGCCUGGAGCUUUUCUCCGAGCCCCUCCUCACCGAGUGCGGCCACAAUUUCUGCCGCUCCUGCCUGCGGGCGCUGCUGGGGGCCCCGCCGCGCCCCGCCGCCUGCCCGCAGUGCCGCGCCCGCAUCAGCCCCGCCGCGCUGCGGCCCAACCGCUCCCUGGGGGCCGUGGCGGGGCUGGCGGGGGCUCUGGAGGAGGAGACCCGGCGGUGCCGCUGCCCGCUGCACGGCGAGGUCCUGGGGCUCUUCUGCGAGAGCUGCCGCCUGCUCCUCUGCCCGCUGUGCCGGGAGCUGCCCCCGCACCGCCAGCACCGCGCCCGCCCCGCCGAGGAGGCGGCCCGAGAGCUGCGGGAGACACUCCAGAGCAACCUGGCUUUUCUACAGAAAGAGAAAGAAGACUUGAAGCCCAGAGGAGAAGAGGAAAGCAGAGCCUUGCUGGAGCAGGUGGACUCGGAGCGGCAGGGUCUGUUGGAAACCUUCCAGCAGCUCCAGGAGUUCCUGCAGGAGCAGAAGGUGGUUCUGCUGGCCCAGCUUGACCGAGCACACCAGGAUCUCCUCACGGAGCACCAGGAACACGCCACCCGUGUUGCAGAGAAGCAGUCACUGCUGGACACGCUGGUUGUGGAGAUAGAGAAGAAACGUGAGCAGCCGGUGGUGGAAUUCCUCAAGGAUAUUGGCAAAACCCUGAGCAGCUGUGAGGCCGCCAAGGCCCCCAUCCCGGAGCCGGUUUCCCCGGAGCUGCGGAGGACCUUGAGGAACCUCUUGGAGACCAGCCAGCUGGUCGUGGCUGCAGUGGCCAAAUUCAAAGUGAACCUGCUGAGCGAGAUCGACAGAGAGAGGGUGAAGGUGAGGCUGGACCCAGAGACAGCAAGUCCAGACCUGAUCCUCUCCAAGGACCACAGAACCCUGCGGCUGGGGGACGGGCAGGAGAACCUCCCCGACACCCCCAAGAGGUUCACGGGCAGCCCCAGUGUCCUGGGCUCCCAGGGGUUCCAGGCUGGGAGGCAUUACUGGGAGCUUGAAGUAGGGGAUGGGAACAGCUGGGCGGUGGGGGUGGCCGUGGAGUCCGUGCAGAGGAAGGACUCCCUGGCCAUGGCCCUGGGGAGGGUCUGGGCCCUGCGGCUGGACUGGGACGGGCAGUACACGGCCCUCCACAUGCCCCCUGCCCCCCUGGCACUGAAGGAGAAGCCCCGGAAGAUCAGGGUCCACCUGGACUACGAAGCAGGCCAGGUGACCUUCUACAAUGUGGAGAACAUGGCGCAGAUCUUGCAGUUCCAGGCUUCCUUCUCCGAGAAGGUCUUCCCAUACUUUUGGCUCUGGUCACAAGACACCUACAUCCAGCUGUGUGCCUGAUGGGGUGUCUCCCCGCUUCCCUGCACCGUGCCUUCGGCCAGCUGGGGAGGCCAGAGGCACGGGGGUGGCAUUGCAAGCUCACUGCAGCUCUGGGUCCCCUCUGCUUGUUGCUGCAUCUCCUCCUGCCAAGGCCUUUGCAGCAUUAAAAAAGGUGUUGUCCUGCC